Molecule: messenger RNA, 3628 nt
Organism: Trichosurus vulpecula (common brushtail)
Lineage: Eukaryota; Metazoa; Chordata; Mammalia; Diprotodontia; Phalangeridae
Gene: ZSWIM6
Product: zinc finger SWIM-type containing 6
Exons: 14
Coding region: 16-3624 (1202 amino acids)
Cellular component (GO): Cul2-RING ubiquitin ligase complex
Molecular function (GO): zinc ion binding
Source: RefSeq, a predicted model, not a curated record
AGAAGCUGCGCGGUCAUGGCGGAGCGCGGACAGCAGCCUCCUCCAGCGAAACGGCUCUGCUGCCGGCCCGGAGGCGGUGGAGGCGGGGGCAGCAGCGGCGGCGGCAGCAGCGGCGGCGGUGGGGGCAGCGGCUACAACUCCGCCUGCCGGCCGGGCCAGCGAGCGGGCGGCGCGGCUGUGUGUGGGGGCGGCUCGGCGCUGGGGCUGCUACCGCUCGGGAAGACCCAGAGCCCGGAGUCGCUGCUGGACAUCGCGGCGAGGAAGGUGGCCGAGAAGUGGCCGUUUCAGCGGGUGGAGGAGCGCUUCGAGCGGAUCCCGGAGCCCGUGCAGCGCCGGAUCGUCUACUGGUCCUUCCCUCGAAGCGAGCGGGAGAUCUGCAUGUACUCGUCCUUCAACACCGGGGGCGGCGCCGGCGGCGGCGGCGGAGACGAGAGCGGUGGCGGAGGCGGCGGCGGCGGCGGCGUCGUCUCCUCGUCGUCCAACUCGUCCGCCGCCGCCGCCGCCGCUGCCGCCGCAGCCGCCGCCGCAGCCGCCGCCGGGGCGGCCGUAGGGGCCGGCGGGGCCGGGGACAGCGGCGACGAGACCCGGCUCCCUUUCCGCCGGGGCAUCGCGCUGCUGGAGAGCGGCUGCGUUGAUAACGUCCUGCAAGUCGGUUUCCACUUGAGUGGCACAGUGACAGAACCUGCAAUGCAAUCGGAGCCAGAAACUGUUUGCAACGUAGCUAUCAGCUUUGAUCGUUGCAAGAUUACCUCAGUGACCUGUAGCUGUGGAAACAAGGACAUAUUUUACUGUGCCCACGUUGUGGCACUUUCUUUAUAUCGCAUCCGCAAGCCAGAUCAGGUCAAACUGCAUCUUCCCAUUUCAGAGACUCUCUUUCAAAUGAACAGAGACCAACUACAAAAAUUUGUACAGUAUUUGAUCACAGUGCACCACACAGAGGUUUUGCCAACCGCUCAAAAAUUAGCAGAUGAAAUUCUUUCUCAGAAUUCAGAAAUCAACCAAGUCCAUGGUGCUCCUGAUCCAACAGCAGGUGCUAGUAUAGAUGAUGAGAACUGCUGGCACUUAGAUGAAGAACAGGUUCAAGAGCAGGUUAAGCUGUUCCUUUCCCAGGGUGGGUACCAUGGAUCAGGGAAGCAACUUAACUUGCUCUUUGCAAAGGUGAGAGAGAUGUUGAAGAUGAGGGACUCGAAUGGCGCUCGAAUGUUGACAUUGAUAACAGAGCAGUUCAUGGCUGACCCCCGUCUCUCACUUUGGAGGCAACAAGGCACUGCAAUGACUGACAAGUAUAGGCAGCUCUGGGACGAACUUGGGGCCCUGUGGAUGUGUAUAGUCUUAAAUCCCCAUUGCAAGUUGGAACAGAAGGCCAGUUGGCUAAAACAGCUGAAAAAAUGGAACAGCGUUGAUGUUUGUCCCUGGGAAGAUGGGAACCAUGGAAAUGAGCUGCCCAAUUUAACCAAUGCUUUGCCUCAGGGUGCAAAUGCCAACCAAGAUUCGUCGAGCAGGCCGCAUCGGACGGUGUUCACACGGGCCAUUGAGGCAUGCGAUCUCCACUGGCAGGAUAGCCACUUACAGCACAUUAUCAGCAGCGACCUAUACACCAACUACUGUUACCAUGACGACACUGAAAACUCCCUCUUUGACUCUCACGGGUGGCCCCUCUGGCAUGAACAUGUUCCUACAGCCUGUGCGAGAGUAGAUGCGUUAAGGUCUCACGGAUACCCAAGAGAAGCGCUGAGGCUAGCAAUUGCAAUUGUUAAUACACUAAGACGGCAGCAGCAGAAACAACUGGAAAUGUUCCGAACUCAGAAGAAAGAGCUGCUCCACAAAGGAAUAACAUCAAUAACCAAUCUAGAAGGUUGGGUCGGUCAUCCUUUAGAUCCCAUUGGCACCCUCUUCAGUAGCCUUAUGGAAGCCUGCAGAGUAGAGGAUGAAAGCUACCCUGGAUUCUCAGAUUUUGCAGAGAAUAUGGGGCAGGGCAAGUCUCUGGAGUACCAGCACCUGCCCACACACAAGUUCUUGGAAGAAGGGGAAUCAUAUUUAACUCUGGCUGUGGAAGUAGCACUAAUAGGACUGGGGCAGCAGCGGAUCAUGCCAGAUGGAUUGUAUACACAAGAGAAGGUUUGCCGAAAUGAGGAACAGCUCAUUUCCAAGCUACAAGAAAUCGAAUUGGAUGAUACAUUAGUGAAAAUUUUUCGCAAGCAAGCAGUCUUCCUAUUAGAAGCUGGACCAUAUAGUGGUUUAGGAGAAAUCAUCCAUCGAGAGAGCGUUCCAAUGCAUACAUUUGCCAAGUAUCUCUUCACCUCUCUCCUACCUCAUGAUGCUGAACUGGCAUACAGAAUUGCACUGAGAGCAAUGCGAUUACUAGUAUUGGAAUCUACUGCUCCAACAGGAGAUAUGUCCCGCCCACACCACAUUGCAUCAGUUGUUCCGAACCGGUAUCCCCGCUGGUUUACCCUAAGCCACAUUGAGUCCCAGCAGUGUGAGUUGGCAUCAACUAUGCUAACAGCAGCCAAAGGCGAUGUUCGGAGGCUUGAAACAGUAUUAGAAUCCAUCCAGAAAAACAUUCACUCCUCAUCACACAUUUUUAAGCUUGCCCAAGAUGCAUUUAAGAUAGCAACUCUCAUGGACAGUUUGCCAGACAUCACUCUUUUGAAAGUGUCUCUGGAGCUGGGCCUUCAGGUCAUGCGAAUGACAUUGUCAACUUUAAAUUGGCGACGACGGGAAAUGGUGAGAUGGUUGGUAACGUGCGCAACUGAAGUGGGCGUUUAUGCACUGGAUAGUAUCAUGCAGAGCUGGUUUACGCUCUUCACCCCCACAGAGGCCACUAGUAUUGUUGCUACGACAGUGAUGUCCAACAGCACCAUUGUCCGUCUGCAUCUGGACUGCCACCAGCAGGAGAAACUGGCGGGCAGUGCUAGGACGCUUGCUCUUCAGUGUGCCAUGAAGGACCCUCAAAACUGCGCCCUCUCUGCACUGACAUUGUGUGAAAAGGAUCACAUAGCUUUUGAGACCGCUUACCAAAUUGUUCUCGAUGCUGCUACAACCGGCAUGAGCUACACGCAGCUUUUUACGAUAGCCCGGUACAUGGAGCACCGUGGCUACCCCAUGAGGGCCUACAAGCUGGCUACUUUGGCCAUGACGCAUCUCAACCUGAGUUACAAUCAGGACACACACCCUGCCAUUAAUGACGUUUUAUGGGCAUGUGCGCUCAGCCACUCCCUCGGGAAAAAUGAGCUAGCGGCUAUAAUACCUCUGGUGGUCAAAAGUGUCAAAUGUGCAACUGUACUCUCAGACAUUUUGCGCAGGUGUACUUUGACCACUCCUGGGAUGGUGGGACUUCAUGGAAGGAGGAACUCUGGUAAGCUCAUGUCACUGGAUAAAGCCCCUUUAAGGCAACUCCUGGAUGCCACAAUCGGAGCCUACAUUAAUACGACACAUUCGCGACUCACACACAUCAGUCCUCGACACUAUAGUGAGUUUAUCGAGUUCCUUAGCAAGGCCCGAGAGACCUUCUUAAUGGCUCAUGAUGGACACAUUCAGUUUACACAGUUUAUUGACAACCUAAAACAAAUCUACAAAGGCAAAAAGAAACUGAUGAUGUUGGUUCGUGAGCGGUUUGGUUGAUAGA